This is a messenger RNA of Cercospora beticola, 2783 nucleotides long. Its product is annotated as glycoside hydrolase family 55 protein. NCBI's taxonomy places the organism in Eukaryota, Fungi, Ascomycota, Dothideomycetes, Mycosphaerellales, Mycosphaerellaceae. Gene Ontology annotation, molecular function: polygalacturonase activity. The record is from RefSeq and is a predicted model, not a curated record.
CGCUCUUUUGCAUAACACAUAUGAUUCAAGACUUUCGUUAACAUGCAGUCUCUUUUAUUCUAUUCAUUGUCUCUAUUGAGUACAUUCCAGAGUACUUUUGCUUCUCCGCUGCUCAGCAUCAAUGGCCUCCAGCAAUGGCCCAACGCGACUGGACCACAGUACGGCGGAACUCCGGAUCCACGAUGCCAGUACUGGAUGGAAGACAUUCAGCAUCAAGGAAUCGCAGCGUUCAACCGCAACCCUUCGAAUUACACAGUCUUCCGAAAUGUGAAAGAUUACGGCGCGAAGGGUGACGGUCUCACAGAUGACUCCAAAGCGAUCAAUGCAGCCAUAACCGAAGGAGACCGCUGUGCGCCAGGCGUCUGCAACACCACUACGACUACCCCAGCGGUCGUCUACUUCCCUGCUGGAACUUAUAUGGUCAACGCGAGCAUCGUCUCUUACUACUACACUCAGCUCAUUGGAAACCCGAACUGCCCACCUGUCAUUCGCGCAACGCCCAGCUUUCCCGCCGGCAGCUUUGUAGUGGAUGGCAAUCAGUACACCGACAAAGGUCUGGGCUACAAGCCGGUCGAUACCUUUUGGAGACAAGUUCGUAACUUGAUCAUCGAUACCACUUUGGUGCCAGCCAAUACCUCUGUUACGGCGCUACACUGGCCGACAGGACAGGUCAACCAGGUAUCGAACCUGGUCUUCAAUCUCAGUGACGCGCCAGGAACACAGCAUAUUGGUAUGCUGUGCGAAGAAGGCAGUGGCGGCCUGCUCACCGACCUGGUCUUCUAUGGAGGCCUGAUCGGGGCGAACAUCGGCAACCAACAGUACACUGCUCGAAACUUGACUUUCAAGAACGUAGUCACUGCUAUCAACCAGUUAUGGGACUGGGGUUGGACCUACAAGUCAAUCACAAUCGACAACUGCACUAUUGGUCUCAACCUCUCCAACACUGAUCAAUUCGGUCUUACUACUGGCUCGAUCAACUUCAUCGACUCUUCGAUCAGCAACACGGCUACUGGAUUCAUAACCGGUCGCAAUGAGACAUCUUCGCCUGCGAGUGCGAACACUUUGAUCCUCGAGAACUUGCAGCUGGACAAUGUUUCUGUCGUAGUUCAGGGACCUUCGGGGCCACGACUCCAGAAUACUAACUACGUUGCCGGCUGGAUUGAUGGAAACGCAUAUCUUCCAAAUGGACCCAACAGACUCGAACAAACCUUCCAACCAGAUGCACGACCUGGCGUGCUUGUCCAGUCAGAUGGCAAAUACUUCGAACGUUCGAAGCCGCAGUACGGAGAGUAUCCGCUGUCUUGGUUCAUCAGCGCUAGAGAUGCUGGAGCCAAAGGAGACGGAAAUGCUGACGACACGGUCGCGCUUCAGAAUGCAAUCAACCGUGCUGUGAAUGAGCAGAAGAUCCUCUACAUUGAUCACGGUGACUAUCUGGUCUCUAGCACGCUUUACAUUCCCGCAGGCUCAAAGAUCGUCGGAGAGACAUAUUCCGUCAUUCUCUCGUAUGGAUCGUACUUCGAUGAUAUGGAGAACCCAAAGCCAGUCAUCCAAAUUGGCGCAAAAGGCGAGGCGGGUAGUAUUGAGUGGAGUGAUACUGUGAUCAGCACUCAGGGCAGACAACGAGGUGCCAUCAUGUUUGAGUACAACUUGAUCGCUCCUGCGGGCACACCAAGUGGCCUGUGGGAUGUACAUGUCCGUAUCGGAGGCUUCGCAGGCUCCAAGCUUCUGAAAGAAGACUGUCCCACGACUCCCAACACGACUGUGACAAUCGAUACUGUCGAGAACAACUGCAUCUCCGGCUACCUCUCCAUGCACAUCACGCCAGAAUCUUCUGGUCUCUACCUCGAGAACGUCUGGGUGUGGAUCGCCGACCACGAUCUUGAAGACAAUGCCAAAACUCGUGUGACAGUCUACGCCGGACGUGGACUCCUCGAUGAAUCUCAAGGCCCAGUUUGGAUGAUCGGAACUGGCGUCGAACAUCACGUUCUGUAUGAAUAUCAAUUCGUCAACGCAAAGAAUGUUUGGGCCGGAUUGAUUCAGACCGAGACUGCAUACUACCAGCCAAAUCCGAAUGCGAUUAUUCCGUUCCCUGUAGUGGAAGAGUUGUACGAUCCAGUGUUUGAGCAGCUCACUGUCAGAGAUCCAAUCCUGGAGAGGAAGAACUCUUCCCUGCCAACAGGACUCAACUCGACUACAAGCUGGAAUACCACCACCCCAAGCACUCGCAACAGUACCGCGAUCAACAUUCCCGCAGCAAAUGGUUGGGGUCUUCGUGUCGUUGAUUCGCAUGAUAUUCUCAUCUACGGUGCUGGAUUGUACUCUUUCUUCAACAACUACAACACUUCUUGCUCGGAUCGUGGCAAUGAUUCCACAUGCCAGAGCCGAGUGGUCAGCAUUGAAGGCAGUUGCGACGUGUUGGUAUACGGUCUGGCAACUGUGGGAGUACACUGGCCGAUCACAGUGGAUGGCGAGGAUGUUGCGUAUUAUGCCGACAACCAGGCUGGUUUCCCGCAGACUAUUGCGAUGUUUCAGAAAAGGAGCAGUGAUGUGAGUGUUGAGAUUAGUAUAGGCAAAUGAUGAGUGCAGUGCGAACGUUGUAGGAAGCAGCUGCGGUGAUAACAGCAGUGGUGGAAGGCGACCAAUGCUAGGAUUCUUUUCUGCUCGUCUGCUCAAUGUCCGCGACAAAGACUCGUAAACCUGUUCUUAUGCGCAGCUCAGUCGAUGACAAAGACAUCCGUAGAAAGUCCCAGACACUCCGACUUACAAUUCAGUUCACUCCGACA